UCACGAAACAAUUGAUUUGAAGAAAUAAAAUCUUUCUUCAAAUCUUCCACAUCAGAUCUUCACUUCACUAAAACCUCUUCAAAACGACACCGUUCAAAUGCUCCGUUCUCUCACUUCCAAACGCAGCUCUCUCCAAUCCCUCCUCAACCACCACACUCGCCUCCACCGUAACCCGUUACUCCUCACCACACCCUAUAAUCCCCGCCUCUUCUCUUCUACUACCCCGGGCCCACCAUCAUCCGAUGCGGAACUCCGCAAGUACAUAGGAUACACCCUACUCUUCUUAGGCUGUGGUGCCGCUACAUACUAUUCUUUCCCUUUCCCCGAAAACGCUAUUCAUAAAAAAGCUCAGUUAUUCCGUUACGCCCCAUUACCUGAUGAUCUUCACACUGUAUCUAAUUGGAGCGGGACCCAUGAGGUUCAAACCCGGACUUUUUUACAACCCGAAUCGAUGGAAGAACUUGAAAGGAUAGUUAAGGAUGCCAAUGUUAAGAAGCAGAAGAUUCGGCCUGUCGGGUCGGGUUUGUCACCCAAUGGGAUUGGGUUGACCCGUGCUGGGAUGGUCAAUUUGGGCUUAAUGGAUAAGGUUUUGAGUGUGGAUAAGGAGAAGAAAAGGGUUACUGUACAAGCUGGGAUUCGGGUUCAGCAACUUGUGGAUUCUAUUAAGGAUUAUGGGAUUACUCUUCAGAAUUUUGCGUCGAUUAGAGAACAGCAAGUUGGUGGCAUUGUUCAGGUUGGUGCCCAUGGCACUGGUGCCAGGUUGCCUCCAAUUGAUGAGCAAGUCAUAAGCAUGAAAUUGGUUACCCCCGCCAAGGGCACAAUAGAAAUUUCAAAAGAGAAAGAUCCAGAACUCUUUUAUCUAGCUCGAUGUGGACUUGGAGGACUUGGUGUGGUUGCAGAAGUCACUCUUCAGUGUGUUGAGAGGCAGGAGCUUGUAGAACAUACUUUCCUGUCUAACAUGAAAGAUAUCAAGAAAAAUCACAAAAAAUUCCUAUCUGAGAACAAGCAUGUCAAAUACUUGCACAUUCCAUAUACUGAUGCAGUUGUGGUAGUGACAUGCAAUCCUAUAUCUAAGUCGCAAGGUCCACCAAAUCAUAAACCUAAGUAUACCACAGAAGAAGCCUUGCAGCAUGUACAAGAUCUCUACCGGGAGUCGUUGAAGAAGUACAGAGUUGCUGAUUCUAGUUCUCCAGAUGAACUAUCAUUCACUGAACUGAGAGAUAAACUACUUGCGAUGGAUCCUCUCAACAAGGAGCAUGUAAUUAAAGUCAACAAAGCUGAGGCAGAAUUCUGGAGGAAAUCAGAAGGAUAUCGAGUAGGCUGGAGUGAUGAAAUUUUAGGCUUUGACUGCGGGGGCCACCAGUGGGUAUCAGAGACAUGUUUCCCUGCAGGAACACUGUCAAAACCUAGCAUGAAAGACCUGGAGUACAUAGAGGAAGUGAUGCAGCUCGUUGAGAAAGAAAGUGUACCUGCCCCUGCACCUAUAGAACAGAGAUGGACCGCUUGCAGCAAAAGUCGAAUGAGUCCAGCUUAUAGCUCAGCGGAUGAUGAUAUAUUCUCAUGGGUUGGAAUUAUUAUGUAUCUUCCAACCAUGGAUGCUCGGCAGAGAAGGCAAAUCACUGAGGAGUUCUUCCACUACAGGCAUAUGACACAAGCACAGUUGUGGGAUCGUUAUUCUGCUUUUGAACAUUGGGCGAAGAUUGAGGUUCCUAAGGACAAGGAAGAGCUCGCAGCUCUGCAGGCAAGGCUAAAGAAGAAAUUCCCUGUGGAUGCAUACAAUCAAGCAAGAAAGGAGCUAGACCCGAACCGCAUCCUAUCUAAUAAUAUGCUUCAGAAGCUCUUUCCUUCAUCCGAGGCUGUGUGACUGGUUGUCCCGUUUAUGUCUCUUUGUUAGCAAUUCUUUUAUGUCACGUCUGUUUCAAAGAAAAUAUCAUGCGAGGAAAUUUUGCUCCUGUAUAUUGUUGUUCAGAAUGUUACGUCGAAGGAACUGUUAUAAUAAUGCUUGUCAUGUAUUCUAUAUGCUUGAGGCCAGUCCCCAACUUGACAAUUUAGGGAAGAAAUUGGGGGUCUAGCUGAGGCUAAUAAAUAAUUUAUAGCUUCAAUUCUGUUGUUUGAAUGAGAAAUAUGCAGUCUCUACGA
This is a messenger RNA of Lycium barbarum (goji berry), 2139 nucleotides long. Its product is annotated as L-galactono-1,4-lactone dehydrogenase, mitochondrial. The record is from RefSeq and is a predicted model, not a curated record. Bases 98 to 1864 code for a protein of 588 amino acids. Lineage: Eukaryota; Viridiplantae; Streptophyta; Magnoliopsida; Solanales; Solanaceae. Gene Ontology annotation, molecular function: FAD binding; galactonolactone dehydrogenase activity; D-arabinono-1,4-lactone oxidase activity. The transcript has 7 exons. Gene Ontology annotation, cellular component: membrane.